GUUCCUUCAGUAUGUCCAGUGCUCAGAGCUCAGAUCCAACUAAAGCACGUAAGUCUCCCUUUCCACAAACAACCAGAAGCAACAGGCACAAAUUAGCGAUCCAAUGGGGGAGAUGUAGCUGACACCGUGAACAUGAAGCGUCCAAGAAGAAGCGGAAAAGCAAGAAGAAGACCCACGGCAAGGCUCAAAGCACGGAAGCAUCUGCACUGUCAAACGGAGCAAAGAGCGAGCACGAUGCAGAUCCGGAAGAUGACGAUGAAGACGAUGAGACUCCGGAGUCACCUGCGGUACAUUUGUGAUAUGUGUCGCGCAUGAAGGAUGACAAGCAUGCUUAUAGCAACCGCAGAAGACUUCCUUACCCAGCCACCUGCAGACCGAAGACUCGCUUCACAUGCCAUCAUCACCGCCUGGUCCGUCUUCGCCAGUUAAUCAAAGCGAACCUCCAACGCAGAAUGGAGCACAACAGCGCGAUCGGGACGUAGAUGGAACCGAAGUCCAGCAAACGAUGACCGCAAAUGCGGCUGACGAGCCUUCUGCCCCUGUAUCGGAUACCGCCGCACGUCUGGAAGCCAUGCAACAGGAACGUGACAGCUUACACGCCGAGGUCACAAAGCUCAGACAGAGUAUUGAGUCGCUGCAGGCCAAGCAUGAGGAAGACCUGGCGAUCGUCAAGGAUGACCUAGAACAGUCGCAACAGAGCAAGGAGCACGCAGAAGCACAAUAUCGUAGCCUACUCGGUAAGGUGAACACGAUACGCUCACAGCUGGGCGAGCGGUUGAAGCAGGACGCGGAGGAGCUGGAGCAAGCAAGGGGCAAGAUAGAAGAGCUCGAAUCGAGUAGCGACGCAGUGAAGGAGGACAACGAGCGGCUGCAAGGCGAAGUUUCCACCCUCAACAGCAAGCUUGAAGAACAAACCUCUGAGAUUGAGAGCUUGCGAAGUCGAACGACAUUGUCUACAAGCAACUGGGCGAAAGAGAGAGAUGACUUGAUUCAGCGGGAAGCUUAUAUUCGAGAAGAGUAUGAAGUCGCACGACAAGCUAUGCAAGACUGGGAGAUUCUAGCAACGGAGGAGCGCAGUCGGAGAGAAGCGCUCGAAGAACGAAUGACGGAUUUGGAAGAUCAGCUUGGUGGGUCAAGGGAAGCUUAUGAGCGUGUUAGAAGCGAAGCGGAGACGCAGAACAGUACUGUGGAUGGCCUACAGCGAGCGCUGCGUGACUUGCAAGAAGAGCGCAAAAAGGAGUUACGAGAGAUGGUUAAGCAGUCGCAGGCGCAGUUGGACGAGCUGAAAAAGCAGGCCAAGCUCGCGGAAGACGGCGCUGCAGAGUUGAAACAGCAACUAGAGGUUAUGAAGAAGGAGCUUGACCGGGCGUUACCUUUCGAGAAGGAGGUGAAGGAGAAGAACCUACUUAUCGGCAAGCUGCGACACGAAGCCGUCAUCCUCAACGACCAUCUCACCAAAGCACUACGGUUCCUGAAGCGUGGCAAGCCGGAAGAUAACGUUGACCGGCAGCUCGUGACGAACCACUUCCUACACUUCUUGGCCCUUGACCGCAGCGAUCCUAAGAAGUUCCAGGUCCUGCAACUCAUUGCAGCCUUGUUAGGUUGGGAUGAGCAGCAAAAGGAGCAGGCCGGCUUGUUACGAACGGGCAGCUCAGGAACAGGAUCACUCAAGCUGCCGAUGUCGCCUUACAGACGUACGCCCAGCACCCCGGCGCUGACCGGUGACUUUGUGCCAGAGUCACCGGGCGGACCACAGAGCAAGGAAAGCUUGGCGGAGCUGUGGUCGGACUUCUUGGAGCGGGAGUCUGAAGCUGGGGGUGGUGGAAGCCGGAGAGGUAGUACAACGAAGAGUGUGAGAAGCGCGAGCCUUGUCGGUCAAACUGGUGGACUUGGCAUUGUGAGUCCAACUAGCGAGCUUCCAGGACGGGUGAGUCCUGAGAUCAGGAGGACUGAUAGUGGUGGAGGCAAAUGAGUAGCAUACAUCAGCUUGACCACUGACUUUAGCUCGGAAACGGCCGGGCGCGCACCCGAUCAGCGAUGAUCACCCCAGCGACGAUCCAGUUUCAUCAGAACCACUCGUUGUGUCUUGAGCAGCUG
Molecule: messenger RNA, 2097 nt
Organism: Baudoinia panamericana UAMH 10762
Lineage: Eukaryota; Fungi; Ascomycota; Dothideomycetes; Mycosphaerellales; Teratosphaeriaceae
Exons: 1
Coding region: 392-1972 (526 amino acids)
Biological process (GO): Golgi organization; endoplasmic reticulum to Golgi vesicle-mediated transport
Cellular component (GO): Golgi apparatus
Molecular function (GO): small GTPase binding
Source: RefSeq, a predicted model, not a curated record